This is a messenger RNA of Bradysia coprophila, 1291 nucleotides long. Its product is annotated as transmembrane protein 19. The record is from RefSeq and is a predicted model, not a curated record. Gene Ontology annotation, cellular component: membrane. NCBI's taxonomy places the organism in Eukaryota, Metazoa, Arthropoda, Insecta, Diptera, Sciaridae.
ACAAAAAAGUUUUUGUGUGUUGUUUAUCAAAAUCUCUAAUCAAAAUAAACUUUCGCUGAAAAAAGAAAGUUUUUCUAUUUUUUUAAUGACGAACCGAUAAAAAGUGAUUUUGAUCAAAAAAAGCGUAUCCAUUCCAAAUAAACAAGUCUUUGUAACAUUGCGACGACACGGCAGCUGCAACAUGAAUAAUUAUCACGACUAUUUACCAAUCUUACUUUGCGGAUUGUCCAUUCCGUUAUCGAUGUUUAUGUGGCUGGGGAACUUAGCAUUCACAUUCGUGACGACGAACGGCCAACAAAAUGAUGACGAUAGAGUAAUUACACCGCUUCGAUGGCUUUUCAGUACUCUAGCGCCGUUGCUACUAAUGAUGUAUGGCUGGAAAAGAAAAGGGGUCAACAAAAGUGGAGCUGCAUUCGGUUUGGUUAUUGCAAUUAUAUUGUCUAUAGCGAGUCAUGCAUUCCUAGCUUCUUUGGCUACGUUCUAUUUCACGUCGUCGCGUGCCACUAAAUUUGGCAGCAAGAAGAAACAGAAAAUUGAAAGUGAUUUCAAAGGAGGCGAAGGCAAACGAAACUGGAUACAAGUUUUAUGUAAUGCUGGCUUCGCUGCUCAACUGGCAUUGUUCUACAUGUUAGACUGCGGUAGCGGAGAAAGACCUAUCGAUUUCGUGAAACAAUAUCGAAGUAGUUGGCUAGGCAUCGGAAUCAUGAGUUCAUUUGCGUGCUCGAAUGGCGAUACAUGGGCAAGUGAGUUGGGAACAGUACUCGGAUCGGGUGAUCCUUUUCUGAUAACCACACGGAAGCGAGUGCCGCGAGGAACAAAUGGCGGUGUGUCGUAUGUAGGAUUGUUUCUCAGCUUCUUCGGUGGACUGGCUAUUGGAGUUGCAUAUUAUUUGACGAUCAUAUAUACUGUGGAGCACCAUUUACUUUCGAUGAGUGCUCGACAAUGGCCAAUUAUUCUUUUUGGAGGUGUGGCUGGUUUAAUCGGAUCGGUCAUUGAUUCCGUGAUUGGUGCAACUUUACAGUAUUCCGGCCAAGAUGUAACUGGACGAAUCGUUGAAAAGCCCGGUAAAAAUGUCAAACACAUCAGUGGCUUUCGUAUUUUGGAUAAUCAUAGCGUGAACUUAAUAUCGUCCAUUCUUACCGGUAUUAUUAUGCCAUGGAUAGCGCAUAGAUGUUGGCCGUAACUCUAUAUGAUGGAUAUGAAUGCUGAUGACAUGAGUGAUUUUAUCAUUGUUGUGAAAUCAUUUUUAGAAAUUCCAAAACCAUUCGAAUAAACCGUUUGUUGUAUACCA